Malania oleifera is the source of this 1976-nucleotide messenger RNA. RefSeq lists its product as uncharacterized. The record is from RefSeq and is a predicted model, not a curated record. Bases 526 to 1821 code for a protein of 431 amino acids. Lineage: Eukaryota; Viridiplantae; Streptophyta; Magnoliopsida; Santalales; Ximeniaceae. The transcript has 3 exons.
CUAAGAAAAAUGAGGGACUUAACUGAACUAGAAUGGAUAAUUUCUCUUGGCGUCGUUGCCCAGGUUAGGCGAACCCCAACCGGGGCCAAGGGAAGCGCAAUCCUCCGUUGUCCGCGCCGCGUCCACUUCCCCUAACCGCCAAUCUUAAACACCAAAAUAUCUUUUUUCUUUUUAAAUUUUUAAAGAUGAAAACAAAAAUUGAAGUGUAGAAGAUGUUGAUAAAAAAAAAUCAAAAUCAAAAUAUCAUCUUCAGCCAGCGGAAUUCUUGUGUUUUCGGGGGAAGGAAGUGAAAGAGAAUCAACGAUCGCAUUUAACAUCAAUCAAUUCGAUGAAUGGCGAUUCGAUUGAGAAGAAGAAAGAAGCUUUCAGAGCAGAGCAAAGAGAUUAGAACACAAAAGGAAAGAGCAGAAAGCGACAUGACGACGCUCAAAGUAGAGUAGACGCUACGUCUUACUAAUCUCUCGCUCGUUCUCUCUCUGCAAUUUUUUCUUUUACUUGAUGAAAUUCCAUUGAUAAAGCACCUCAAUGUCUUGGCUUUCGAUUCCUCUCCCAAACCCCUUAAAGUCACUUCACUCCGACGUUUCUCAAAGCCACGAAUCGCCUCCAUCAUCGUCGUUGCAGUCAUCGGACGGCCAACAUGCGUCGUCGCCUGUCGCAGGAGUGAAGGAGGACUUCUCGGUGCUCAGCCUGACAAUCGGCCGCCAACUCCGUGGCGUCGCCGCUUUCCUUGCUCCACCGCCGGAGAUGGCAUCUCCGGCGUCGGCGGCGGAGUCGUCGGACGUUGAUGCUUCGGAUUCUUCUUCUUUGUCGCUUCUCGGCAUUCGGAAUGAUCUCGUUGAGAUCGGCGGCAGCUUCAAGUCCGGCCUCUCCUUGCUCUCUAGCAACAAGGCCGUCAGCGGGAUCUCGAAGAUCGCCUCGAACUUGUUGCAAUUUGGCGAAGAAGGAGAUGGACAUAAAGAUGAAACUUUUGGCGAUGAUCAUAGUGGUUUUUGUGAUGCUCCGGGCAUUACUGAUGAUGUUCUUAAUUUUGUGGAGGAAAUUUCGACGCGGCCGGAGUGUUGGAUGGACUUUCCUCUGUCACUGAAACUUGAUUUUAAUAUGUCUGAUACUCAAAAAGAACAUGCCUCCACUGUUUUACAGUUGUCUCCAAGUUUCACUGCUCUUAAACUUAAACUCUCCAGUUACAUGAGUGACAAAAAUUUUUGGAUGAUAUAUUUUAUUUUGUUGCUUCCAAGGCUGGAUGUGCAUGGUUCAGAGCUUCUGUCAACUUCUGAGAUUGUUGAAGCAAGAGAGAUACUUCUGCAGAAUCUGAAAAACAAGAGUUAUGCACAGGUGGAGAGCAAUGAGAAUAAGACUGCUAUUGCGUCUGCAGAUGGUGAUCAACACAGGGACAGGGACAGGCAAGGAGAAAGUAGCCCAUCUCAGGGAAAGAAAAUUUUGGCUGACACUAUUAAUGCUAUGAGAGAAAUACAUAUUGAAGAACACGAAAGUACUGACCAAUGGUUGAAAGAGGGUGGCAUUGACAGGAGCACUUCUGUAAGUGCCCGAAAGCCACUUGAAGAGGAUAUGUCCUUCAGUGAUCUGGAGGAUGAUGAUGAUGAUCUCUCUCGUAGAUUAUCUGGCUCUAGGCCAGGAGAGAAUAUUAGGUCACCUUCACCAAAUGGAUCCAGUGAAUGGGUUCAACUGAACGAUAACUCCAAGACCCAAGGUGGCUGCCAAAAGGCAAGUCCAUCUUCUCAUGAUAGAGAUUCCGAAGGAGAAGAGUCAAAUGACUGGCUUACAAUUGAUGAUUUUGAUUCAGACAGUUCAGCUGCUGUUUGAAUUGUCAAAGUUCUGUAAAGUUUGUGCAUUGCACCUCCUCCCCCUCCCCCCCCCCCCCCACCCUCUUUUUUCUUUUUUUAAAUGAACUACUUGUGGAUCUGUACCGACAGAUAAACUUCGUCACUAAAUACAAUAAUCAGUUAAUUUAAAAUGCA